Messenger RNA from Tripterygium wilfordii, 2218 nucleotides. RefSeq lists its product as uncharacterized. The transcript has 5 exons. Bases 181 to 1839 code for a protein of 552 amino acids. The record is from RefSeq and is a predicted model, not a curated record. NCBI's taxonomy places the organism in Eukaryota, Viridiplantae, Streptophyta, Magnoliopsida, Celastrales, Celastraceae.
CCGCACUUGGACCAAUUGGAAUGUAAAACGUUCCCCGGUAAAUCACCUAAUUCCUGUAACCCAGAAAACGAUUAUUUCACUGUGUGUAGGGUUUUAGGCUUUUAGCCAAAAUCUCCAGACGCGAAGUGUCUCUCCGAAUUCAGGGGUGUGUGCAACAGGACCCUAUUUUUGUCCGAAGUCAUGCAUGCUAUCAAGGGUGGAUGGGUUGGACAAACAUUUGCGGUGGCUAAACAAAAUGAAUCUGGAGGCAAGAAGGCUCGCAUUCGGCAGUCAAAAGAGGGAAGGAAGACAAUGGCUGAAGCUUUUAUAAAGAAGUAUCAGAGCUUAAACAAUGGGAAUUUCCCAUCUCUUAGUCUAACUCAGAAAGAAGUUGGGGGGUCUUUCUACACUGUUCGGGAGAUUGUUCGAGAGAUAAUCCAAGAAAAUAGAGUACUGGGUCCUGCUAAGUUGGCACCGGAUGCGCAAAACACUUAUCGGUUAUCAGAACAAUACCCAUUGGGGUCAAUAGCCACGGAGCCUCAAAUGUCUUUCUCUGAAUCAACACAGGGAGGUGCUUUAAUACCUGACCACCAUUUGGGCUCAAGUGAGGAUUUAGUUAAAUGUUCUUAUGAGCGUAGUGCUGGACUUGAAACUCAGGGGUCAGACAGUGGGCAAAUUAUCAAUGGCAAUCAUGUAAUUGUGAAAGAUAAAGUAUCUGAUGCAGGUACAGAGUUGAAAAGUAAUGAAACAUUGGAAGUGGAGAUAACUUCUGUUGUAGCCAAAACAACUGAAACACUGGAUACAAACGAAGCUAUUGUAGAUGUUUCCGAAUCUGAUGCUAGUGAAACACAGGAAAUGGAGAAUACUGCUGAAGGACUUCCAACAUCUGAUGCAACUGAAAUAAUGGAUACUGACAAAGCUGUUGAGGUCUUUAAGGAAUUUUCAGCAUCUGAUGCAAAUGAAACACUGGAAACGGAGAAAACUGUUGAAACAUUUACAGCAUCUGACGCAAGUGAAAUUUUGGAAGUGGAGAAAACCAUUAAAGAAUCCUCAGCAUCUGAUGCAAUUGAAACACUGGAUACUCAGAAAACCAUUGAGGAAUUUUUAGUAUACAAGGCUAAUGUCACUCAAAUGGCAGAAGCAGAUGUGGUGGUGGAGACAUUCCCAUUAAGACGUGCUACCAAAUCAACUGACAGUUUGGGUAGCAAUCCGAAGGAACUAGCCAUGUCUUUAGAGGAAAAAGUAGUUCAGAAUGUGGAUUCAGAACUGGUGAAUGACUUCCUGCUAUCAGAUGGAAUUAGUUCCUCUGAAAAUUCUGCUUACAAAAGUAGCAGAGAUUCAUCAGGUCCAUCAUUGGAUAAAAACUCUGAUUCAGUGGGCAAGAAAGCAGUGGAGAAGCACCCUGAAGUUGAAAUGCUGGGGGCCUCCAAUGGCACCGCCACCAUUGAAGGGAGUGUACAAUAUACACCGGUUAGCACAAAUACUCAAAUCGAUAACUUAGCAUCCGAAACACAAGGGCAGGGUCUGUUGACUAGUGAAACUAUGACCAAUAGUGCUGUAAACGGCAUUCAAGAGAAAAAUCUUGAAAGUACUCAGGCCGCUGGCAGUAGUAAGGAAUCAACUGAUAGAGAGAGUGUGGCAAUUGAAAAUAAAGUUGAUUUGUUUCAGAAGAAAGAAAAUAAAGCUGAUGUUCCAUGUACGAGCAGCGCUGAUAAACAAAGCAAUCCAGUGCUAGACAGAACUAAACUCAGCAAAUCAUGGGAAAAGGCGUCUAGAAGUCCUACAGAACCAGAAAAUAACCCUCUUUGGGCUAUUUUUAAAUCAUUCAUAGCUGCCUUUGUUAAAUUCUGGUCUGAAUGAACAUUAGACUGCCUAAAUUGGGUUUUGUUUUUUUUUAUUCGUUUGCGCGUUAGAUGAACUCUCUACUGUGUACUGUCAGAGUAUUGAGUUUUCUUGCCCCCUCAUAUUUGUACUGUUUUCUUCCUCCUCAUCCAUCGCAACUAGUGUUCUUCCGGCCAUUACUAACGAUGCCAUAGCUAGUGGUCAUGAAACAUGUUGGCCUACUGGCACAACAACGCUGGAAUAAGCUUGCUAUACAGAUGGACCAUGUCAGAUGUGGUUGGACCCAGCCGUGUUGAUUUUUGAGGUUGUAGUUGUUGAAUCAGGUAAUUGUUUAUGUUACAGCUUGCAUUUUCCUCUCUUUUAAAGGUGAUAAUGGAAUAAGUCUUUUUGUGAUAAA